Molecule: messenger RNA, 795 nt
Organism: Racocetra fulgida
Lineage: Eukaryota; Fungi; Glomeromycota; Glomeromycetes; Diversisporales; Gigasporaceae
Source: the annotation of a GenBank genome assembly
AUGGAUAAAGUUCUUUGUACAUGUGUUUGGUGUCUUCGAGAAUCAGAUAAUCAUGGCAAAUUAGUUAGUAGAUCAACCCGAGCAAGACAUUCAUUAAAACAAAAAACAACUUGGCCUAAUUCAACACAUAUAUCUGCUCAACAACGACAUCUAAUCACUUCUAUUUCUUCAGCAGUUGGAUCAAUAUCAUUACCCACCACCCCAGUAAUAUCAUUAUCAUGUAAUAGUCAAGAGCCAGAUGACUUAGAAUACCACGAAACUAUAGAAAAAGAAGAGACUUUUAGUAAUAAUAGUAAAUAUGAUGAGGAAGAUUACAAAGAUUAUAAUAAAAAAGAUUAUGAAAAUUAUAAUGAGGAGUAUAAUGAAGAGUAUAAUGAAGAGUAUAAUGAGGAGUAUAAUGAGGAGUAUAAUGAGAAGUAUAAUGAGAAGUAUAAUGAGGAGUAUAAUGAGGCAUGCAAUGAGGAAGAUAAUAGAGAAGCUAGUGAAGAAGGUAGUGAGGAUAAUAAUAAGAAAGGUAAUGAGAACAAUAAUAAGGAAUUUGAUAAGGCAGCAUUUAAUGAAAUUCUUAGAACUUUAGAGAUUUCUGGAGUUACACUUUAUAGACUUCAAAAGCUUCUUGGAAAUCUUGUACCCUUUAAACCAAAACUACCUCCACAUAGUGUAUUGAGAUGCCAAUAUAAUCCUAAGAACCUACCAUUACAAACACAUAAAAAUUAUUUGCGAGAUAUUGCUACUAUAGAGCAUUUAAAUGGAUUAUUACUUAAAUGCGAAGUUCAGGAAAGAGGUAAAGUAUAA